AUGGGUUUCUUUGACUUCAUCGGCAAGGCUGUCGGGGCUGUCAAGAAUCUCGUGCAACAGAAUCCAAUUGUCAAGGAGAUCGCCAAUAUUACCGGCGUGGUCGCUCAUGCAGUUCCUGGGCUAGGACCUGCCAUAGAUGUGGCUGUGCCUGCGACGCAAGCUAUAUUCAGUGACAACUCUCCGUCUCCUUCUGCACCUUCAAAUCCGCUUGAUCAGCCAGCCAACAUAAUCAACCUUCGAAAGACCGAAUAA
This is a messenger RNA of Lithohypha guttulata, 252 nucleotides long. RefSeq lists its product as uncharacterized. The coding region runs from base 1 to 252 and encodes 83 amino acids. The record is from RefSeq and is a predicted model, not a curated record. The transcript is spliced from 3 exons. NCBI's taxonomy places the organism in Eukaryota, Fungi, Ascomycota, Eurotiomycetes, Chaetothyriales, Trichomeriaceae.